Messenger RNA from Arabis nemorensis, 2127 nucleotides. The record is from the annotation of a GenBank genome assembly. Lineage: Eukaryota; Viridiplantae; Streptophyta; Magnoliopsida; Brassicales; Brassicaceae.
AUGGCUUCUCUUGGCUUGAUCCUCUGUUUAUCCUUUGUUCUUCUCAUGAGCCUUUGUCAGAUUCCUACAGCUAUUGAGGAUGAAAGAAAGGCAAGACAUUGUUGUUUCGUCUCGUGUAUAUUGCUUACAUGGGAGCUCUUCCUCACAACAAUCUUACUCUCCUAUAAGAUUCUUUGGUCAGAAGCUAUGGAAGAAGUUUCAAUGGUUUUGCAGCCAAACUCACUGAAUCUGAAAGAGAAACUUAUUGGCAUGGAAGGUGUGGUUUCGGUAUUCCCAAACACUGUUUAUAAGCUUCUUACUACAAGAUCUUAUGAGUUUAUGGGACUUGGUGACAAGAGCAAGCAAAUCUCUGAGGUUGAGACUAAUUCAAUAGUUGGUAUAAUCGACGGCGGAAUCUGGCCUGAAUCCAAGAGUUUUUCAGACGAAGGCAUUGGCCCAAUACCUAAAAAAUGGAAAGGAACUUGCGCAGGAGGAAAAAACUUCACAUGCAACAAGAAGGUGAUUGGAGCAAGACACUAUGUGCAGGAAUCCGCAAGAGACAACGACUCUCACGGAACACACACGGCUUCAACAGCAGCCGGAAACAAAGUAAAAGGAGUGAGUGUGAACGGUGUGGCUGAAGGAACUGCAAGAGGCGGUGUGCCUUUAGGUAGAAUUGCUGUUUACAGAGUUUGCGAGCCAGCUGGUUGCAACGCUGAUGGAAUGUUAGCUGCAUUCGACGAUGCAAUAGCCGAUGGGGUUGAUGUUAUAACCAUUUCUAUUGGAGGAGGUGUUACUAAAGUUGAUAUUGACCCUAUCGCGAUUGGAUCAUUUCACGCGAUGAACAAAGGGAUUGUUACCACGGCUGCUGUUGCAAACGAUGGCCCUAAACUUGGAACAGCGGGUAACCUCGCACCAUGGAUCAUAACCGUGGCUGCAGGUUCUACUGAUCGAAAAUUCGUUACUAAUGUGGUUAAUGGAGAUGGCAAGAUGAUACCUGGAAGAUCCAUCAAUGACUUUGACUUAAAAGCCAAGCAGUAUCCUUUGGCGUACGGGAAAACAGCUUCAAACAACUGUACAGAGGAACUAGCAAGGGGUUGCGCUAGCGGUUGCCUGAACACGGUGGAGGGAAAGAUCGUUGUUUGCGAUGUUCCAGAUAAUGUUAUGGAACCUAAAGAAGCGGGCGCGGUUGGAGUUAUACUUCAUGUAACUGAUGUUGAUACUCCUGGUCUUGGUCCAAUUCCGGUCUCAACUUUAGAUGAUACCAAUUAUGAAGCAUUCAGAUCUUAUGUUCUCUCCGCACCAAAACCCCAAGGAACUAUAAUGAAGAGCGGGACAGUUAAGGAUAAUGAUGCUCCAAUCGUUGCUACCUUCUCUUCUCGUGGUCCAAACACUCUCUUUAGCGACAUUUUGAAGCCUGAUAUAACAGCUCCAGGAGUGAAUAUAUUAGCAGCAUAUUCACCGGUGGCUCAAACCGCGCUUCCCGGACAAAGCAUGGAUUACUAUUUCAUGACCGGAACAUCUAUGGCUUGCCCUCACGUCGCAGGUGUUGCUGCUUAUGUCAAGACAUUCCAUCCUGACUGGUCUGCUUCCGCCGUUAAAUCUGCUAUCAUGACUACCGCUUGGGCAAUGAACGCUUCCAAAAAUGCAGAAGCUGAGUUUGCAUAUGGAUCAGGAUAUGUAAACCCUUCAGUGGCAGUUGAUCCAGGGCUUGUUUACGAAAUAGCCAAAGAAGAAUACUUGAACAUGCUCUGCGCUUUGGACUACUCAUCCAAAGGCAUUAGCACUGUCGGGGGAGAUACCUUCACUUGUUCCGAAAAAUCAAAGAUUCAGAUGAAAGAUCUCAACUACCCUUCAAUGGCAGCCAAAGUUUCAGCUUCGUCAUCUUCAGAUAUCACAUUUUCGAGAACGGUCACAAACAUUGGGAAGAAGGGAUCAACUUACAAAGCAAAAGUGUCUGGGGAUCCUAAACUCAGCAUCAAGGUUGAGCCAGAGACGCUCUCUUUCAAGUCUCCAGGUGAGAAGAAGUCUUUCACCGUUACAGUCUCUGGCAAGAGUCUUGCGGGUAUUUCGAGUAUCGUGUCUGCUUCUCUGGUUUGGUCAGACGGAUCAUACAAUGUGAGGAGUCCUAUUGUUGUGUAUGCUUAA